Molecule: messenger RNA, 971 nt
Organism: Fundulus heteroclitus (mummichog)
Lineage: Eukaryota; Metazoa; Chordata; Actinopteri; Cyprinodontiformes; Fundulidae
Exons: 7
Coding region: 1-846 (281 amino acids)
Source: RefSeq, a predicted model, not a curated record
AUGACAGGAGAGGUGGAGCUGUUGUGUAUUCCUUGUGAUGAUGCAGUCCGUCAAGGGUGCUUGCCCUUUUCGUCCCGAGGCUCCAAAACAGAGAGCGCCAUCAUGUUGCCUGUUGGGAAGUCUGAAGAACCUGCAGAAAAAGGAACGAAAGCGGAAAGUCUUUCUGUGGUCCUUAUCGGCGCCACGAUAUCGUCCUUGUUUUUUCUUCUUUCUCUGUUGCUUUGGGUUGUCCUCCUGACUGUGAAAAGAUUCAAGCGGGUUCCUGAGCACGGCCUGAAGCCUGAGGGGUUGCUGUCUGCCGCAAACCUUCAGUACGAAAGUCCCUCUGGUCACACGGAGAGAGCAACGCCACAAUCAGAGAGUGCUUCGGAGAGCAGUUCCCCUGAAGACACAACGAGAGGGCAGAACUCACUGAACCAUGAGAGCGAGUUGCAUCCCACUUCUAUCGUGAUCAAUGUCACCACCAACAUCAAGCCCUGCAGUCAGAAACAAGAUAACAUCGUGCAGGAAGGACAAAAAGGCUUCACCACAGAGGAGAUGGAGCAAAAACUGCAGACAAUAUGGGAGCUUGCUCAAGGUCAGAGUAUCGAGACGCUGAACUACGACACCAUCCAGGAUUUGUCGCUGCUGCUCGACUCGCCCAACCACAUUUAUGUUUUAAGGAAGCUGGGGCUGUCUUUGGGUGUGCCCCCGAAGCUCACCGCUCAUUUCCACAGUUUCCAGGACCUUUUUCAGUACCUCCGCACCUCCACCUACACUCAGCUUCCCCAGCUGGCCCAGGCCGCUGCGCUCCUACCAAACUUUGAGGUUGUUUCGAGGAUACACAGAGCUCUGGUGAACAAGUGACUGCUUCCACCCUGAGGACGUGUUCCCAUGACUUGAACUGUUGUGUGUUGCUCAUAAUCCGCUUUGCUUGAUGACACAGUCACAACAUCACACUGUGUACCUGUAAUUACUCCUAGACCAAAGAG